AACGUCUCAUCGUGUUUCUAUAAAUAUAAGCAAACCCACACACACAUAUUCACAUCUCUCUUCUCUUGUGUUCUUACUUCUUAUCAUUUAGAAUUUGCUUUUAACGUAAAAUGGUUAGCGCGACAGUUGCAAGAAACAUUGCCGGCAUUUUUGGAAAUAUCAUCUCCUUGUUCUUGUUCCUCUCUCCCAUACCAACAUUCAUAACAAUAUACAAGAUGAAGAAGGUGGAGGAAUACAAAGCCGACCCGUACUUAGCCACCGUGCUGAAUUGCGCAUUAUGGGUCUUUUAUGGCUUACCAAUAGUCCAUCCAGAUAGCCUUCUUGUGAUCACUAUUAAUGUCACUGGUUUGGCCAUUGAGCUCUUCUAUCUCUCCGUCUUCUUCUACUUUUCUCCCACCCAAGGCAAGGUAAAAGUGAAAGUGGGGAUAUGGCUGAUAGGAGAGAUGGUGUUUGUUGGAAUAGUAGCCACAUGCACAUUGCUAUUGUUCAACACACAUAACCAGAGAUCUACUUUUGUUGGAAUCAUUUGUGUCAUUUUUAUUAGCAUCAUGUAUAUUGCUCCUCUCACCAUCAUGAGUAAGGUGAUCAAGACCAAAAGUGUGAAGUACAUGCCGUUUUCUCUCUCACUUGCCAACUUUAUGAACGGAGUUAUUUGGGUUAUUUAUGCCCUUAUUAAAUUCGAUCUUUUCAUUUUGAUUGGAAAUGGACUAGGAACAAUACCAGGAGCAGUACAGCUUAUACUAUAUGCUUGUUAUUACAAGACAACACCAAAAGAUGAAGAAGAGGAGAAUCUUUCUAAGGCUAACUUGCAACUCAGUGGCAACGAGGAACAUGCAAAGCGAGUUUCAGCUUGAUUAUAUCUUGGAUUAAUCAAAUAUUCAAUUAGUUUUCUUUUUCUAAUUUAAGCUUUCGUGUGAUUACUAAGCUGUGAAAGUCAAACUCCUUUUUCGUCUAAGAAAGAUAUUAACUACCACAUGCUCCAUA
Messenger RNA from Brassica napus (rape), 984 nucleotides. RefSeq names its product bidirectional sugar transporter SWEET4. NCBI's taxonomy places the organism in Eukaryota, Viridiplantae, Streptophyta, Magnoliopsida, Brassicales, Brassicaceae. Gene Ontology annotation, biological process: carbohydrate transport. The record is from RefSeq and is a predicted model, not a curated record. Gene Ontology annotation, cellular component: membrane. Gene Ontology annotation, molecular function: sugar transmembrane transporter activity. The transcript has 6 exons. Bases 111 to 854 code for a protein of 247 amino acids.